CGCGGUUUGCUGGGAGUUUCCCCUUAUGGCAGCCCGGAUGACAUGCGAUCAACAAAGAGGCCUCGUGUUGACUCUCUUUCGCCUACGGUCGUCGUCACUCCCGGCGUUGCAGUUGUGCAUUCUCCGUUGCCGCCUUUGUUGUCGUCUCCAUCGCGCCGUCCAUACACUCCGGUACACCCUUUGUUAGAUUUCGAUGCGUUGUGUUUUCCUUUGCUGUCACCGCCAUUGCAACCUCGCCGUUUGCAGUUUCUUUCGUGUACUGCGCAGCCAUUUCCUCCUUCUCCACUUUUCGUUGGACGCGACGGGUUGGACUCCAUCCCCCUGGAGGGGUGUUCUCAAUCAUCAGGAGUGGUGUUUGGAAGUGGAGGGUCCACGCUGCGUGACGGAGGACGUCGGAGUGUAGAACCGCGGGUCUCACAUUCGUUCGCCGCAUCAGGUCAUGGGCAGGGGGGUGUAUUGGAUGAUGCACGUCGUGCCUCUGUCCGGGACACACAUGACCGUAAUUCCGCCCCUCGCUCUCUCGUCUCCCGGUUCGACGAGGAUGACAUUGUGUGUGGUAGCGGAGAUGGGCUCGGCCGUUGCGAUCCUGGCGCUCAAAAUCUUGGUGCGGGUCGUUCUGAACACUCGGGCGGGUCCUUGGGGCAACUCGGUUCGCAGUCAACUGGUUCCGCGAAGUACUCUCGUUUGUUCUUGACUACCGCUUGCAAGGAAAGACUGCGCCUUUUACAAUUUGCGAUGAAAUACGUGAGCGACAAGUCUGGGGUCAUGAGCGAUGUCGUCGACCGACUGUUGCAUUGGUCAUUGCCAGCCAUCCGGUCAGAGUUUGGGGACGGUGUGGCGUUGAGGAUCGAGAGAACACUACCGGUCGGCAUUCGUGCAGAUGUGUUUCGUCUCGGAGCAGGAGGGGAUGAUUCGACCGCGGACGCUGAGGAUGAUGGUGAGCGUGAGGGUGAAGGGAGCGGUGGAGGCAAUGGCGGGUCAUUUUGUGGGUCGGAUGAUUCACUACGGCGUUCAGGGCAUGGGUCACAGCGUGGGCGCAGAUCGCGCGGGCGGCCACCAAGCCGUGGUAGGUCUCGUUCGCGUUUCGAACAUGUACGUCCUUUGUGCUGGGACGAUUCGAAGGAUGGUGCUUUGCAAAUCGGACCUUGCAAUAAUCGGUCUAAACAUGUGUUGAAAUCGAUGGGGCGCUGGGGAGGCUCGGAAGCGCUUAAUGUCGUCUUUGUGGAGCCGGUGAAGCUGCUGCAGUUGCUCGGGUUGUUCGAUUUGAGUUGCCCGCGCCACGGGGGCGGUUGUGCUGUGGAUGUGUCCUCUGUCGGUUAUCCUGGGCAUAUUUGUCGCAUUUCGCUCGCUUGUAAGAAGUCAUGUCGUUGGACAUGGCACAGUGCACUAGUUGGGGGAGUUGUGUACUCUUGCAGACUUCAGCAGCAGUUGUUCCAUGCGACCGUCACAGCGGGUAUGACAUAUACCGUCCUCAACGACUUCUGCAUCGCGUUUCGGGUGACACUUGUGCACAAGCCCACUUUUUACAGUUGCAUGCGAGAUUGGGCUCGACGCCUUCUCGAGUACGACGACUGUGAUGCGUCGGGCGAGGUCGGGUCCUCGACACCUUCUCUGCCUCGCGAUCGUUUUUGCAGAAGCGAGGAUACCAUUGCCCGUGACGAGGACGAUGUUGCUUCAGGUGCGGAUCCCGACGUUAUGGGGGAUGACGAUGUUUUCAUCAUUGGUGAUGGGGAUGGGUUGCCUGGACCGGCGGAUGCCAUGUUCGAUCGAUCAUGCGAUUCUCUAUCGGACGCAGAUGAUGUCGAGUUGUUCGACGAAUGACAUUAUGUUAUGUCGUAGUAUCUUGUACAUGCGACUUUUAUGUUUGUUGCAUUUUCAGUU
Chara braunii is the source of this 1881-nucleotide messenger RNA. Lineage: Eukaryota; Viridiplantae; Streptophyta; Charophyceae; Charales; Characeae. The record is from the annotation of a GenBank genome assembly.